AAGUAAGUGUGGAAAGUUAUCGAGAUAUCCAGAAAGACAGAGUUAGAAAAGAAGAGGAGGAAGUGGCAGACGAAGAAGAAGUGAAGGGGUGAGAACAAAGAGAAGAAAGGGGGAAAGGAAGAAGGAGAAACAAGAGGUCUAACAACACUUGGUCCGACAUCCAUCAUCCAGGAUGGACAAAGUGGAGCGAGUAAUGAAGAUGGUGAAGAGGAUGUCGCCGAGGAAGAAAAGGAGAGAAGGUGGGAAAACCGGGGCGCUGGGAGAUCUGGAGAGCCCGGACACCUUGUGCGACGAACUCUGCCGCUUCAGCCUCUGCAUCAGUGAUGACGGACCAUAUGGAAAAACGAAAGACAUCUCCGGACCAGAACAGACCAUGGCCUCCAGAAGACACAGUAUACCAGAAGCUCUGCGGGGGGUGACUAUGGUGGAGCUGGUGAAGAAGGAAGGCAGUACGCUGGGACUGACCAUCUCCGGAGGUACGGACAAGGACGGGAAACCCCGGGUAUCGAACCUGCGGCCUGGAGGGCUGGCAGCCAGGAGUGACCAGCUAAAUGUCGGUGACUACAUAAAGUCAGUGAAUGGUAUCAAUCUGACCAAACUGCGGCACGAGGAGAUCAUCAGUUUACUGAAGAACGUCGGGGAGAGAGUUCUGUUGGAGGUGGAGUAUGAGCUGCCCCCUACAGCUCCAGACAGCACCUCAGGGGUUAUAUCAAAGACAAUCGACAUCUGUUUGCACAAGGAGGGAAACAGCUUUGGAUUCGUGAUGAGAGGGGGUUCACACGAAGACUGGCACAAGUCACGCCCCCUAGUGGUGACCUACGUCAGGCCAGGAGGGCCUGCAGACAGAGAAGGAACUCUGCGUCCCGGUGAUCGUCUCCUCAGUGUGGACGGCGUGCCGCUGCACAACGCCAACCACUGCGAUGCCCUCAGUGUGUUGUCUCAGUGUGGCCAGGAAGCCUUGUUCCAGAUAGAGUAUGACAUCACUAUCAUGGACACAGUAACGAAUGCCUCUGGGCCGCUGUUAGUGGAAAUAGUAAAGUCGCCGGGAGCAACACUGGGUAUCACGAUGACAUCGGCCAAUCAUCGGAACAAGCAGGUCAUCGUCAUCGACCGGGUUAAACCUGGCAGCGUGGUAGACAGAUGUGGAGCGUUGCAUGCUGGGGAUCAUCUGCUCUCCAUAGAUGGGACCUCGACAGAACACUGUACGGUCCUGGAGGCAACACAGCUAAUAGCAAGCACAACAGAACUGGUGAAACUAGAAAUCCUCCCCUCCCAUCAAACAAGGCUGACUGGGAAACAGCACGACACAGUGAAGGUUCAGAAGUCGGACCACCCCCACUCCUGGGAUCCUUGUGUGAACUUUGGUCAUACUCUAAACUCCAGCCUCUGCAAUACAAGCGCUACCCUCAACAAGUCGUGGACUGCUUCGAACAAUAACACCAUCAAUAGCCUCGACUACUGCAAGUCUCUAGUAUCAGCCAGUUUCUCCCCCGGCUCUACGACAACAUCGGGCCCCAGUAGCCAGAGCUCCAGCACCCUGCCAAGGCCCACAGUUCCAAUGAGUCCACGUAACUCACUGCUCAAACGAAGGCAGAGAAAGAAAGAGCACAAAAGCUCAUUGUCCCUGGCAUCCAGUUCAGUGGGUCCGGGUGGUCAGGUGGUUCAUGUGGAGACCAGUGAGGUGGUCCUAACAGGCGACCCACUCAACGGCUUCGGUGUCCAGCUGCAGGGAGGAAUAUUUGCCACCGAAACGCUUUCUGCACCCCCACUCAUCCGAUUCAUAGAGCCCGACAGCUCUGCAGAGAGGUGUGGCCUGCUGCAGGUUGGAGACCGCCUCCUGUCGAUUAAUGGGAUCCCCACAGAAGACGGAACACUAGAAGAGGCCAAUCAGCUUCUCCGAGACGCGGCGCUGACCAAUAAGGUCUCAUUGGAGAUCGAAUUUGAUGUAGCAGAGUCCGUGGUGCCGAGCAGUGGUACAUUCCACGUCAAGCUGCCGAAGAAAAGAGGAGUGGAGCUGGGGCUUACCAUCAGUGUCAGUAAUAAGCAAGGAGAGCCCCUCAUCAUCUCUGACAUCAAGAAGGGCAGCAUGGCCCACAGAACAGGGACUCUGGAGCCCGGGGACAAGCUGCUGGCCAUCGACAACAUCAGGCUGGAGAACUGUUCCAAAGACGACGCAGAGCAGAUCCUGCAGCAGUGUGAGGAGCUGGUCAAACUGAAAAUACGCAAAGAUGAAGACAACUCUGAUGAGCAGGAGACGUCGGGCAGCAUCAUCUACACAGUGGAGUUGAAGAGGUAUGGGGGCCCUCUGGGCAUCACCAUCUCAGGCACCGAGGAGCCCUUUGACCCCAUCACUAUAUCCGGCCUGACCAAGAGAGGCCUGGCUGAGAGGACAGGGGCUAUUCAUGUAGGGGAUCGGAUCCUGGCUAUCAACAGUGUCAGUCUGAAAGGGAAGCCCCUGAGUGAAGCCAUCCACCUGCUGCAGAUGGCUGGGGAGACCGUCACCCUCAAGAUCAAAAAACAACUUGACAAUAUAGAGGAUAGGAAGGCAGCAGAGGCAGAGGACACAACGGAAAACGAGAUCAGUGACACUGAAGAGGAUGAUUUGACGGACAGCCAACAGACCAAUAAGCUCUCAGAGCUUUACUCAACAACCAUACCCAGCGUGGACUCUGCCAUGGAAUCAUGGGACGGCUCAGGGAUGGAUGCUGGAUAUGGCAGCCAGGGUACAUACAACCACCAGGCAGCUGGUAUUGCCCUCCACCCCCAUGAGUGGCGUAGCGCCAAGCAACAGCGCAGCACCACACCUCCACCAGGUCGCCGGAAGAACUACCCGUUCAGUGACGGAGGCUUCAGUGAGGAUGACUGGGACAAACCACCGGGAUUCAUUGGCCAACAACCAGACGGUAUAAUGUUGGAUCAAGAUGACAGUUUCUGGUGUCAGGCGCUUGAGGAUCUGGAGACUUGCGGCCAAUCUGAACUACUCCGAGAGAUUGAGGCGUCAAUAAUGACAGGAACAGCCAUCAGUCUGGGUGUAGAAGGUGCUAACAAGCCUCAAGCUGAGCCCAUACUGAGCCACAGCAGGAUGAGCCCCAUGCGGAGGAACUCUCUCCUGCACCAGGGAAACCUGUUCCACCAGGGGACACACCUGCACGAGCAGGCCCACCUGCAUGAAGAGGCUCAGCUCCACCAAGAUGCCCACCUGCUCCAGGAGGCCCAUUUCAACCAUGAAGCCCACCUGCAGCAUGAGGCCCACAUGCACCAGGGCGCUUACAUCCACCAAGAUAGCCAAUCCCUCCUGCACCAUGAGUCCAAGCCUAAAGCCUCGCUGAGAGUGUCAGAGAGGACGUGGGAGUCUCGUCGGAUCAAAGAGGAGAUGCAGGGGAUUCUUUCCCCAACGCCUUUGGAGCUGCACAAAGUAACUGUGAUAAAGGACCCAGAGAUUGAUGACUUUGGCUUCAGCGUGUCUGACGGCUUCUUGGAGAAAGGAGUUUAUGUCAACAUGAUCAGACCUGACGGGCCUGCAGACCGAGCGGGCCUCAGACCCUAUGACAGGAUCCUGCAGGUGAACCACGUAAGGACGAGGGACUUUGACUGCUGCCUGGCGGUGCCAUUGAUCACAGAGGCCGGGGACAGACUGGAGCUGGUCAUCAGUCGUAACCCACUGGCUAAUGACGAUGACGACGCAGAGGACAAUAACAACGCAUUUGACCAUCAUCUAGACCUGUAACACACAAACACACACAACAAAGAGGGUCAGAUAAAUCUCUCGACAUACUGUACAUGCACAUGCAUACACUCUGCCACACUGGCAGGGGAUGUACAAUAACUGGUGAUGAAGUUGCAACUGGAACUGGCCCAAACCUACACCACACUCCACCGGCUUGCAAUAGUUCUACUCAAACACAGAGACUCCUUCAGGAACAAACACACACUGUGAAUUGCAUGCUCACACAAUCACCCCUUCACAUUCACACUGGGUAGAACUGCUGUCAUACAAUAUUAUUUACUAUGGAAGCACUGGGAUCGUGCAGAGAAACCACCAGGGACACUCUCAUUAAGGCUGGCUGGUGGUUCAGUGUUGUUCCAACAUAAACAAUCACUUCUUUGGCACUUUAACCAGCCAUUAACUGAUUUUUGACUCUUUAAAUAUUAUUUUUACUUAAAAAUAAUCAUAGAAACCUGCAAUUUGGGUGAUGUAAUUUUGGUUAUUUUUAAUGCAAGGUUCUUAAAAACAUCUAGUGCUCAAACUGCCUUGCUCAGUUUGCAGAUUCUAUUUGUUUUGUCUUGAAAAGUUAUUAUUGCUCAUUAUUAAGAUUGAACCAACAGUUUCUACAAUGUAGCCGUUGUGAGAGUCCAUACUGCUGCUAAGAAUCUGCUCAAUUUGAAGAGUUAUUUCCUGGAAACCUCAAGAUGAGCUCUCUUUCCAGCUGGCGCAUGAAGUUUGACUAUGUUAGAUACCUCUGCACAUAAUGGGGUCAGCACAGUGAUGUAUAUAAAUGUGUGCCAUAGUUACAAGGUCAAGACACUGAUGUCAUCACAACUGCCAACUUUUAAUUUUUAUUAUCCAAUCAUCUAAGGGAAGGGAAUAAAAGGGAAGGAUUUGUAUUGCUUAAACAUUUUCAACAAUGGGGCAGCUGUGCUUAUGGAAAUGCACCUUUUAUUAGAUUAUUGACCUUUUUUUUUUUUGCUGGAAGAGUUGCCAAUUUACAUUUCCCAAUCUGUCAAGACAGUUGUCUUUGAAUGCUGGGUUGGUAUCGACUCCGCUUAUUGCUGAACUACAAAGUCAAAGAGCAGUAGCUAAUAUGUAUGCAAUUUAAAUAGCAUUGGUCAUGGUCAGGGUUCUCAAUAAUCAGAAAAAAACAACUAUUUGUUUAAUUUAAGGUGUCUGUGAAGCACUUUUUACGAUAUAUCUAGUACCUCAUUAGUUUUAAUGAUAAUAAUACAAAAGAUGUAUAAAGCACAAAAUAUGUACUUGAUUUAACAUUAAAGAAUACAGACUAUUGGGGACAUUUGUAAUUUCCCCUUACAUACAAAAACAUUUGACCACGAGCACUGACUCAAAAAUAACAAAAGAGCCAAAGAUACAUGUCUUAACAGUAGAUCACACUAUGUAGAGUUCACGUUUUCUCCUGCAAGAUUCAAUUUAGCGUUUAUGCUUCACACUUGGACUGAUAUCAUUUUAAUCUAGCACAUAUUGCUGCUUCAGUACGAAUGAUAGUAAAAAGUACAAGCAUAGCAAAGUUUGAAUUAUUAUUUGACUAGAUUCUUAGAUAGGUAGUUGCUUCCCUUGUGCAGACCUACAGUGUGAACAACAAGGUGAUUUAAAAAGAUUACUGAAAGCAAGAAAUUAAUAAAUACCAAGUUGUGGCAAACAUGCUUCACAUAGCACCUCAAAUGAAUGACAUCUACAGUAUAGAUCAACCAUGAACACUAACUGCUGUUUGACUUUGUAGGAGGACUGACCUAUUUGCAGCACAACUAUCAUGAAUGAAGUGGACUGCAUCAUCUGCAUAGAGGUUGAAUUUGUUAUGAAGCUGAAGAGUAUGGAUGCUGUUUACAGGAUAUUUUCUUACUAAACAGAGCCAUUAUGCACAGAUAACACAAGGACAUGAAAUAUGUUGUAUUUCAUGUGUUUGUGUGUUUGGAUGUGACAUUCUGCAUCUCUGUUUCAAAUGUACAGGUAUAUUUGUUUGUCUACACAUUUCUAUCUUACUGGGUAUAUCUGAAAAGGGGGAUGCACAUUACAUCCAGCUCAAUUUGGGAUGAACUUUAGAUUGCAUUUUGCACAGUAACCUGGCAUUUGUCUAUUAGGAAAAGAAUUGCAGCGAGUUUAGAUCAAAUAAAUGCAACUAAUGGUCCUUCAACAUACGUACAUGGAGCUUCAGAGUAGUAGGAGCAACACCUUCCUCAAGUAAUUGCCAUUGUGGUAUUUUAAUGAUGUCCUCAUUGUGAUUGAAAAAGAAAACAUGAAAUGUUCCAUAUACUUUAAUAACCCUUUCAAUGAUUUCCCGCUUCUUUUAAAUAUUUCAAAUGUUUUUUCUGAGAAAAUCAUGUUUGGUCCAUCAGUUUGGCAUGGCAUAUGGCACUUCAUACUACAAUACCCAUAAGAUUUGGCUGCUGUUGCUCUGGAGAUAACGCAAGUCAGAAGUGCAAAUUUAUUAAACAAAUGAUUCACUUCUGUUGAAAAUUCCUCCAAAAUUGAGGGAAAUUAAAAAAGCAAUAAGCUUCCACAAGCUUUGAUGAAGAUUCAAAUGCUAAUUUGAAACUUAGAAGGGCUCCAACUGUCAGUGUGCCU
This is a messenger RNA of Eleginops maclovinus (Patagonian blennie), 6295 nucleotides long. RefSeq names its product glutamate receptor-interacting protein 2-like. Bases 173 to 3727 code for a protein of 1184 amino acids. The transcript has 25 exons. NCBI's taxonomy places the organism in Eukaryota, Metazoa, Chordata, Actinopteri, Perciformes, Eleginopidae. Gene Ontology annotation, molecular function: protein binding. The record is from RefSeq and is a predicted model, not a curated record. Gene Ontology annotation, biological process: neurotransmitter receptor transport, endosome to postsynaptic membrane.